UACUAUUCCGUAUGUACUUGUAUGGCAAACUUUGGUGUAAUGGUGCUCUGGCCUGUGGUGCAUGAAAAUUCAGCAAAGAUUGAAUUUUCCGCCGCGAAAAACUAGACAGCCCAACAAAGAAGUCUUUUCUCACACGCGUAUUUAAAAAUGAAUAAAACAAUUUCUUACAUUUGAUAAUUACACUAUCAUUCAUCACCAUAGUCACUUUACUUCUUCCCCAAAUCUUUCUCAGAUCUGCAACAAAUCGAUGACAAUCAUCUGAAUCGGGGAGUCAGAGUACUAAACUCGGACGACUGAGUGACUCAGCCAUGGCGGAGAAGCCGGACUCAGUGGUGUCGAUCCGAGUCCCAUACAAGAACCUCAGGCAAGAUGCUGAGGUUGAAAUGGUAGGCUUCGACGACGGUUUUCCGAUUGUUUCUAGGGUUUCGAAUGGCGUCGGUGACGGCGAUUCGCCGGAAACUCACCGGCAUUCGGUGGAUUUGAGAUCAGAGAAGUGUAGUUUGGUGAAAUUGAUUCUCAGUUGUACGGUCGCCGCUGGUGUUCAGUUCGGUUGGGCGCUUCAACUUUCACUUCUCACUCCUUACAUCCAGACACUUGGAAUAGGACAUGCAUUUUCUUCAUUUAUUUGGCUUUGUGGCCCUAUCACAGGUCUUGUGGUUCAACCAUGUGUAGGUAUCUGGAGCGACAAAUGCACUUCUAAAUAUGGCAGAAGACGGCCCUUUAUUCUUGCCGGAUCCCUCAUGAUCUCUGUUGCUGUGAUAAUAAUAGGCUUUUCUGCAGACAUUGGAUAUUUGUUAGGAGACACAAAGGAGCACUGCAGCACGUUCAAAGGUACUCGAACAAGGGCAACCAUCACAUUUGUGGUUGGCUUUUGGAUGUUGGAUCUUGCUAAUAAUACAGUGCAGGGCCCAGCUCGAGCUCUUUUGGCUGAUUUAUCAGGACCUGACCAACGGAAUGCUGCAAAUGCUGUGUUUGCAUCUUGGAUGGCUGUGGGUAACAUCUUGGGGUUCUUAUCUGGUGCUAGUGGAAAUUGGCACACAUGGUUCCCUUUCCUAACCAAUCGAGCUUGUUGCGAGGCCUGCGGAAAUUUGAAAGCAGCGUUUCUGAUUGCAGUGGUUUUCUUGACGUUUUGUACUCUUGUAACUCUUUACUUUGCCAAGGAGGUACCCCUUGAUGCAAGUCCAUCUCAGAGGUUAUCAGAUUCGGCUCCAUUACUACAUGAACCUCAACGAAUGUCAACCGACCUGUCUGAUUCAAAGCCUCAUGAUAGUAAUUCUCUGCCUUAUACUGAGAAUGGUCAGAGGAAUGAAGAUGAUAAUGAUGAAAAUUUCAAUGAUGGACCUGGAGCUGUUAUGGUCAAGUUGUUGACCAGCUUAAGACAUCUACCACCUGCUAUGCAUUCAGUGCUAAUAGUAACAGCUCUCACCUGGGUUUCCUGGUUUCCCUUUUUGCUUUUUGAUACUGAUUGGAUGGGAAGAGAAGUCUAUCAUGGGAAUCCUACUGGAAGUGCCUCUGAAGUAAAAGCCUAUGAUCAAGGUGUCAGAGAAGGUGCUGUUGGAUUGCUACUCAAUUCAGUUGUCCUUGGUGUUGGCUCUUUUCUAAUUGAACCCAUGUGUCGGCAAAUGGGGACUAAAGUUGUAUGGGCUUUAAGCAAUUUUAUUGUAUUUAUCUGCAUGGCAGGCAUUGCAGUGAUCAGUUUGGUUUCUCUCAAAAGUUAUUCUCAAGGUGUCCAACAUGUGAUUGGAGAAAAUUCAUCAACCAAGAUUGCGUCCCUGGUUAUAUUUGCCAUUCUUGGAUUUCCUCUUUCAAUAACAUACAGUGUACCCUAUUCUGUCACUGCCUCUCUGACUGCCGAUUCUGGAGGUGGUCAAGGAUUGGCACUUGGAGUUCUGAAUCUUGCAAUUGUUGUACCCCAGAUGAUUGUAUCGCUUGGUGCUGGGCCAUGGGAUGCUCUAUUUGGCGGAGGAAAUGUACCGGCUUUUGUUUUGGCUUCUGUAGCUGCAUUUGCAGCUGGUAUCUUUGCAACAAUGAAGAUGCCUAAUAUUUCUGGCAGCUUCAAAUCAUCUGGCAUGCAUGUUGGGUGAUAAAGUUUCCUGCCUUAAUGUGAUUUUCAGCUGAUCGACACAAGUGCCAACAAGGUAUAAUGCCAUUGGAGUGAUUUCCUUACUCGUAUGUGCAGGCGUGCAGCUUAUCGUCCCACAGAAUUUUGCUUAACAUGGUCAUUUAAUUAAUUUUUUAGCCACGUUUUGGCUCUUGUAUCUUAUAGUGAACACAUUACAUAGGCCUAAGGGAGUAUAGGGUUAUCAUUGAUAACAAGUUACAUAUACAUACAGGAAAUUAGCAGUGCUCCUCAGUGUAAUUUUACGUGUGAAAAAAAGAAAGAGAGCAAAGGGCAUGUACUGAACUCAGUAACUCGCUAGUAGGUGAAGCAUCUACAAUUUUGUAAAUGAAUUUUUGCUUUAUAAUGAAUGGAGUUCUAGGGCUCUAAUUUGCAGCA
This is a messenger RNA of Spinacia oleracea (spinach), 2497 nucleotides long. Its product is annotated as sucrose transport protein SUC3. The coding region runs from base 309 to 2084 and encodes 591 amino acids. Gene Ontology annotation, biological process: transmembrane transport. The record is from RefSeq and is a predicted model, not a curated record. Gene Ontology annotation, molecular function: sucrose:proton symporter activity. Gene Ontology annotation, cellular component: membrane. The transcript is spliced from 14 exons. Lineage: Eukaryota; Viridiplantae; Streptophyta; Magnoliopsida; Caryophyllales; Amaranthaceae.